Petromyzon marinus (sea lamprey) is the source of this 8701-nucleotide messenger RNA. Its product is annotated as ras-responsive element-binding protein 1-like. Gene Ontology annotation, cellular component: nucleus. Gene Ontology annotation, molecular function: RNA polymerase II cis-regulatory region sequence-specific DNA binding; DNA-binding transcription activator activity, RNA polymerase II-specific. Gene Ontology annotation, biological process: regulation of transcription by RNA polymerase II. NCBI's taxonomy places the organism in Eukaryota, Metazoa, Chordata, Hyperoartia, Petromyzontiformes, Petromyzontidae. The record is from RefSeq and is a predicted model, not a curated record.
GGGGGAGGGGAGGGCGCGGUGGUGGUGGUGGUGGCGGAGCCGCAGGGAGGGAGGGAGCGGCGUGGACCCUCCCGCCCAGGGGGGAGCAGCAGGGAGCAGCAGGGACCCCCCUCGUCUCCAGAGCGACGCGCGGCUCGGCUCGAGUCCAUGCCCCGGCUGCUGCCAUCUUCUCCAUCUCCCCCGGACAACGCCGCGGAGUCGUCACCACCAGCAGCAUGUCGCGCCGAAAGCAGGCGAACCCCAACCGGGUCACGGCGGUGGUAGAGUGCGAGGAUGACGAGGGGACGGCGGUGGAGGAACGGGGCGGGCGCUCCGCCCUGAUUUCCGCGUCCACCAAGGGUCCCCAGGGGCCCCGGGGCUCCCAGGGGCCCCGGGGCUCCCAGGGGCUCACAUUCGCUCGAAGGCCCCACUCCUCGCACGCGCCCCGCACCCUCGCCAUGGAGAUGGGCGUCGUUAUGGCGCCUCGCGGUUUCGCAGCGGCGGCUCUCCAGGCGGGCUCGGCACUUGGUUGCUAUGGCGACGCCAACGACGCCGACGGUUGCUAUGACGACGACUUGUCGUCGGUGAGCGCCAUGAUGUCAGCCGUGAUGGGGGCGGCGCAGCUUCCCCGGCCCGGCGCUCACGCCCACCUCGUCGGUCACCACGGCAACCACCUGGAUAUCGACUGCGACGCCGGGGAGCGGGGGGUGGGAGGUGGGCCGAUCACUGGGGCAGCGGUGGCGCUGGCAAGGAAGGCGGCCACGAUCGACGGCGCACUCUCGCCGCGCUCGCUCUCGCCGGCUCCGGGACGCGCCCACCGGCAAAAUGGCGGUGGCAGCGGCGCCCGGCGGCCGGUGGUCGGCACUGCCGGGGCGCCGGUCGUCGCAGCGACGGAUACGUCGCCGGGAGCACCGGGAGAUGGCGGCACCGGCUGCCACGUUUGCCGCGUGUGCAGGCGGGCGCUGAGCUCGGCCAGCUCGCUGGACCGGCACAUGCUGGUGCACUCGGGCGAGCGGCCCUACCGAUGCCCCGUGUGCCGCCAGGCAUUCACCACCAAUGGCAACAUGCACAGGCACAUGAAGAUCCACGAGAAGGAGCCGGGACUCUCAGACCCCUGGCCUCAGAUGGCGCCUCCCCAAAAGCACCCACUCGGCUGCCCCCCUGUGCAGGAGCUCUCGGCCCCCCCAAUCGCGCUCCUGGGGCCCCCCGUGACUGCCAAGCGUCCGCUGAGCCCCACUGAGGCUGAGGAUGAGCCCUGGUCCUCCAAAAGGGUGGCCCACGAGCAAGUGGAGGGGGAGGAGAGGCCGGGCAGCGUGGGGAGCGCUUGUGGGCCUGGCGGCACAGAGGGGCCACGCGAGUCCCAUGAGGCGCCACGCGGGCCCCAGGAGGCACUGUGGCGCUGCCCCCUGUGCCUCAAGGACUCAACCGUGGAGGAGCAACUGGGCACGAUCCCACGGUGCGAGCACUGCGUCCCCUCCUCCACUUCCACCUCUUCUACCUCUUUUUCCACCACCUCCACCAAUAUCUCCGCUACCUCCACGAACGACCCAACGGGGCCCGACCGCGUUUCUCACGGCGCCGGAAGCCCCGGCCUCAGUGGCGCCAUGGUCCCGAGUAACGAUGACGACGACAAUGACUCGGGGCCCUCCAAAUUGCGUGCGGCCCCCAUGUCCCCGUCCCCUCCGCCACCGACACCGCCACCAACGGCGGCGACGACGGCCAGCCCCCCACUCGACCCCGCGCACAUCCAGAGCAUUCCCAGCAUUCCGAGCGGCUUCCAGCAGCUGGGCUUCGUCGACUUCUGCUGCCAGAAGUUCCCGCUGAUCGCCAAGGCGUGGUGUGAGGAAAAUGCGCGGCGCAGCGCCAGUGCGUCUCACCGCUUCGUGUGCACGGCGUGCGACCGCGCCUUCCCCAUGGCUGCCGCGCUCCAGCUGCACCACCGCACUCACCACAACCUGCACCGCUCCCCGUCCGUCCGGCUCCACCGCGAGCGCCGCCUCCACCGCCAACAUGACCCCGCGCCGCAGCCGCCGGAUCCCCUCCUGGUCCGGCCCGAUGGCGCCGUCCUCGGCACGGUCCCAUGUGAACCGCCGGACGCCAAGGUCACGUUCAUGGGCUACCUGGGCCUGCGCCGCGCGACAGAGGUCGCGACCCCCCACCCCGCCAGCACGUCGGCCUCUGGCGCCAAUCGGCCAUGGGACGAGGCCUCGAGGGAGCGGCGAUCGCUGCCGGCGCCCUCAGUAACGGCUGUGGCGGCUGCUCGGUCCCUGCCCCCGAGGGCUUUCGUGGCACGGCGCCCGGCCCCUGGGGCGGGGCCCGCGAGGUCGCCACUGCCGGUACCGGCGGGUGCGCCAUCGGGGCCGAGCUGCGAGCUGGCCGACAUCCAGCAGAUCCUGCGCAUGGCGGCCACGGCGUCGCCGGGCAUGACGGGGGUCCUGCUGCCACUGCCGCCGCUGAGCAAAGCGCCGCCACUUGCUCCGCCCUCUUCCUCCGCCGCCACCGCCGCUACCAAGCUCAUGCCAGCGCUCAAGCCCAAGCCGCGCGCACUGCCGUCGGUGACCGCGGCAGCCCCGCCCGUCGUCGCCGGCACGCUGCUGCUGCUGCCUCUGCCGCCGUCGCCCACGCAGGCAGCGUCCGCGCUCGCGUGCCGCGCCCCGCCACUGGCGCCGUGCCGAGCCCCGCCGGUUGCCACGGCGACGGGGGAGGCGGAGGGGUCGCUGGGGGUGGAGGGGGCGGUGGCACGUGGUGGCGGCACCGUCGUGCCAGGUUUUGCCGUUCGGCUGGUGCAGUCCGUCGUGGCGGCGCCGCCGACCCCCCCCUGUCACCCGUUCGGUUGCCCGGGCGAGGGGGGGGCAGUGGAUACCGUCCCCGGUGCCGGCGACGCCGUCGAGCCCAUUGACCUGUCGGUGCCGAAAUCGAACGGUGCUCCCGCCAAACACGGCGCAGGGACCGCGACGCCCGCGCUCCCGCCUGCGCCACCGGCCGCCCCCGCCGCUCCUCGCCCCCACGCCAACGAGCGUCCUUUCCGCUGCUACCACUGCUCGGCCGCGUUCCGCGUGAAGGCGAACCUGGACAAGCACGUGGGCGCCAAGCACUCGGGCCCCACCAGCCCCACCACGCCGCCGUUGCCCACCGGGGCCGCCUGCGCCACGGGAGCCCAGCUCCUCCCGCUGCGCCCAAUGCUGCCCAGGCUGUCCCCAAGCGGCAGCACGGGCCCCGAUGGCACGGUGGACCUCUCCCCUCCGCUGCUGUCCUCGCCGCGAGAUGCGGCCGUCCCGCCGUUGCCACAUCACGCGGUAGAGUGCGGAGGCCACGAGGGCGUGAGCGCCGUCGAGUCGCCGCUGCUGCUGGGGACCCUGAAGCAAGAGGACCUGGCGGAGGAGGUGGCAGAGACCGACCCCGCUCCUCCUCAUUCUCCCGCUUCUCUGUCGGCCAGCGCGGGGGGAUGGCCCACAGGGCCCGGCGAGGGUCCGCACGUACGGCGACGGCCUGGCAGCCUCCUGCUGAGGAGCAUCCUGGCGGCGAGUAGCACCAGCGAGUCGCUGGAGAAGCUGUUCCUCACGGGCGUGGGGCUCACCAGGGCCGUCACCUCCAAGGAGCCGCCCCCCCUCGCCUCCAUCGCUCAGAUAAUUUCGUCCGUGUCGGCGGCGCCUGUGCUGCUGCGUCCUGGGGCGGCGGACAGAGCUGGGGAGGAGAAGGAGGGGGGCGACCUGGGUCGCGCCAACGGCGCCACGCGCCGAGAAUCUGGGCCGCUGAGCUUCGAGAGUGAACGGCGCCGCCGCACCACCGCCGGCUCGGCACCCGCUGUGCGCAAGCGCGGCCGCCCCUCCAACGCCGCACGUGCCGCCCUGGCCAACGGCACCGGCCCUCGGCCGGCAGCCAAGCGUCGGAGACGGUCGGACGAGCCUGGCGCCCGGAGCGGACGUCAGAGCGGUGGCGGUGCAAUUGGCGGCGGCAGCUGCGGCAAGGGUGAGGACUCUGAGGCGGUGGACCUGGACUCGAGCGGGGAGUUUGCGAGCAUCGAGCGCAUGCUCGACUCAAUGGAUUCCAGUCGCUUCAUGGUGCUCCUGGAGGCCGCCGGCGCCGGCAUAAUUCCGCCGGCGCCGCCCCGUCCCCGCGUCCCCUCGGCCGGUACCGGGGGAUCCGGGGGUUCCGGCGGGGAAGGGGAGAGCGACGGGGGCCACUGCACCCCCGAGCGGCGUCCGGCCAUCGGAGACGGCGCCGACGGUGGAGACGGAGGUUUGGAAGAGGAGGAUGAGGAUGGGGUGGAGGUGGGGGAGUUUGAGCACCAGGGCGGGCUGAAGAGGAACACGUACUCCAACUCGGUGCACAGACUCAAGUGCCCGCACUGCCCGCGCCUCUUCCCCUGGAUCAGCUCACUGCAGCGCCACAUGCUGACGCACACCGGCCAGAAGCCGUACCCGUGCCCGCACUGCAGCACCUUCUUCUCCACCAAGUCCAACUGCGAGCGCCACUUGACACGCAAACACAUGGGCAAGGGCGACACGCCCGCCACGCCGUGGGAGUUGGGGUGCGACGGUGCCAUCGGGGGCCAGGCCAGCCCACCGGAUUCCCCACGGUGUAUCUGCAUGGAGUCCGUGAAGGAGAAGGCGGUGGAGUCGGGACUCGCCGUGAAACUGGAGAUCGUUGAGGAUGAUGAGGGUGACGAUGGAUGCGGCUCCGCGGGACCGGCGACUAAGACCUCUCCGCCGCCAUCACCGCAAACAUCGUCGCCAGCUCCAUCGCCGAUGCCGGGGCUAGCACCGCCACCAACGCCGCCGUCUUCGCCGUCACCACCUUCACUUCCACCACCACCACUACCACCGACGGUGUCAUCACAACCAUCGCCAUCACAACCAACGCCAUCACAACCAUCGCCAUCACAACCAUCGCCCCUGCCAACGCCGUCAUCGUCCAUCUCUUCCGUGGCUCACGCCGAUGCAGGGACCUCCAUCUCGCCGCAAAAAAUCAAAACGGAGUUCCCGGUGCUCACCAACGGAUUCGCAACCGCGACAAAUGGAAACUGCGACGACGCCAAUAACAUCGAUGACGAUGACGACGAUGAAGAGGAGCAGGGGGAGGGGUCGGAAGGGUGGGACGACCCCGAUGACGACACGUCCAGCAACAAGAGCCUGGACCUUGAUUUCGCCGCCAAACUCAUCGACUUCAAGCUGGGCCCUGGCGGCACCGGCGUGGGAGGCCUGGUGAGCCCGACGGAGGUCGCGUCGGCGGCGCUGGGGGGCCCGGUCAGGCCCCUGGCGGCGGGGGGCGUCCCCGCAGCGCUGCUGGUGUGCGAGUCUUGCGGGAAAACGUUCCGGCACCGCGCGGUGCUGGCGCGGCACCGGCGCGUGCACACGGCCGAGCGGCCGUUCCGCUGCCCGCAGUGCGAGCGCACCUUCACCACCAAGUUCAACCUGCAGCGACACGCGCAGCGCCACGCGGCGGCGGCGCCGGCGGCGGCCGCCGCCCGGCAAACACUUGCCAAGCUGCUCCCAUCGGGGCCGCUGCCCGACACCGUCGUCCCCGCCACCGUUAACGGUGGCGGCGGCAUUACCGUGACGGUCCGAGACAAGCGGGGGAAGAGGGGCGGUGGCGGUGCCCGUCGCGGUGGUGGUGGCGGCUCUUCCCGGGACGCGCGGUGCGAGUCUCGGGAGCACGGCUCGCAGGGGUCGGAGCACGGCGACGGUGCCUCUCGGGCCGGUGAGGAUGUCGGUGAGGACGGGACGGCGGCCGGGGACGUCGAGCGUGGAGACGGAGCCCCAGAGGGGGGCGAGGCCGUGGGGGGGAAGGAGCGAGAGAAGAGGAAAAAAGUGUGCGAGGUUUGCAACAAGCGGUUCUGGUCGCUGCAGGAUCUCACGCGGCACAUGAGGUCGCACACAGGCGAGCGACCGUACAAGUGCGACACGUGCGAGCGUACGUUCACCCUCAAGCACAGCCUCGUGCGCCACCGCCGCAUCCACGACAAGGGCGGCCGCGCUGAGGCCUGGCGGCCUCCAGGGCCCCGGUGUCUUCUGCCGGCGCCGACGACACCGCCACCGGCGGCGCAGCCUCCCGGAACGGCGUCGCCGCCGCCGAACGACGGGGCCCCCAGCCCACCGCGGGAAACCCGUGACCCCGGGGAGGUCAUCCAGGGCUCGUUCUUCCAGUCGGUUGGCGCCACCGUGCCGUUUCCGACGCUCGCGCUGGGCUGCUGGGGCGUCGCCGCGGGAGCCCUGGGCGCCGGGAGAACGGCGGACGCUGGCGCCGCCAGUGCCUCCGGUGGCCUGGCGGCGGCCCGCGAUCGCGCCCGCCGCUCCGACAUCAUCAAGAGCCUCUUGGGUCUGCCCGACGGCACCGUCCUGGAACAGAUGCUUGAGUCGGCUGACUCUGCCGCACAGCUGCUCGGCGUGUGAGCGCUGCCGCCGGCGCAUCGGCUCAAUCGUCCGGUCCGUCCGGGGUGAAAUUUGGGGUUUGCGCGCCGCGGGAGGUCGGGAGGUCAGCCACGCCUGUUCCAUCUUCCUGCCGUCGCCGGGACGUCUUCCUUCCCUGCACGAGCGCGCACGCAGUAUUCCCGCGUAGCUGGUCUCCGGGCGCCGCCGUGGCUUGUCUGGCGCCGGCUCGUGCCGGUACUUGGUGACACGGGGCCCGGCGUGACGGGGUUCGGGUUGGGGCGGCACUUUAAAAAUGCCGGCGUGGACCGUGUGUGUGCGCCAGGAGCAGGCAGUAUUAAUGUGGCGACGACGUGAGUGGCUCGUGUCACCGGGUCAGGUUCUUUAGGCUACGGCCGCCGGCUGGGGGCAGCCAGGGGCGGCCAGAGUCCACCGUGUUGUGCCUUGUGUUAAGACAGCAACGGGGGGCAGCGCAAGCGAUUGCGUCAAUCCCACCCCGCCCAGCUUUCGCUUCCCUAAACUGACGGUGCCUUGCGGGGGAGUGACGGGCGAGAUCGUAAAGCGCUGGGAGGACGUCCGCUACACAGUCGGGGGCUACUCAGGGGUCCAUGAGGACCCAGGAGACCCCACGGUAAAGGGGAGCAGCCAAGGGGGGACCGUGCCUUCUGCCUUCAUCCCCCGGUAACUGCACCAGCGACCCGAACACCAGCGAGAGAAGCAAACCGCUAACACGCCGGCUGUUUGGCGACGGACGGAUUACGGCGCUUUUGGGAAUAUCUCACCAAAGCGAUUGACCGCCUCGCCGCCGACUCACGAGUGCCUUCCUCAGUUUUGAGAAUCGAGCAAUACAUGCGGCGGUUGUGCGUGCCUGGCGCAAGUGGCGAUGCCACGGGCCGGCGCAGCCACAGCCGACGAAGCCUUGAGAAAGCCAUGCUUAUUUUCAUAGUAAUAACGGUGUCAAUUGUACAGGCGUUAGGUUUGUGUUUUCUAUACAUAUAUUAUAUAUUUAUAUACGAAUGAACUGGAGGGUGCUCUAGCUUCGCCUGCAUGAAUGUUCACACUGGGCUUUGAUGGAAAUCAGAUUACCGGCAAUGUUGUUGCUCAUGUUAUUCUUAUGAUUACGAUGCUGUUCUUGUUAUUUUUCCCGUGUUCCCACUUGGGGCAGGAGGAUCAUCGAUUCCCGAGUUGCGUUCAAGCCAUGAUGCGCUUGAGCAACGUUGGGGCAAUUGUCGCCAGGAACACGUUUACUUUGAGCAACUAUGGCAACUUGUUACGGUAAUGGCGGAGAGCGACUUCAGGGUUUGAAAAACGGCACAUUUUAUGAACAGUGAUUGGUCGACACAGCAUCCAACCUCGGGUAGUCACGUAACCUGUGUCGUCUGAUUGGAAAGCAGCGAGGAGAUUUUUUUCAUAUUUGAGUGACUACAUUUAAUUUACAAUAGUAAAAUGAUGCAGCCACCAUUGCCGGCAACGAUUGCCCUGAAUUUGCCGUGGGGUUUACUGUGGCCUUCAGUAAGACGCUUUUUCAUGAGGCCACGGCGCGGCGCCUUCCGCGGAGUCGCCUCAGUUCAUCCGUUCCGCUGACUCAGCUCGCCGCAUCUUCCUAUCGACGCACCAGCCUGUCUAGCAAACCCUGCCCAUCGGUCACAUGAGCAGCCGGUCACCGCCACCCGGUGCCCUGUGGGGCUGAGCAUCUCGACUAGGACCGGUUGGGUAAUGGCGGCAACCGACGCGUCUUUGCCGGUGGUGUUGGGAUGGGUGCCGAGGUCGCCGUGAAACGAUGACCUAUUUGGAAAACGGCGCUGCAGUAAAUCGGUAGCCUCGACCCAAACCAUACAGCAAUUCCUAACCUCUGAGCCAUAUCUGUCGUUAACAAUAUCCAUAACCCCAACCCUAUCCACAAACCUAUCUUAAGCCUAUCCCAAACCAAACCCUGAUUUUUAAUAGUAGACCCAACCGCAACUCUGAUUUGGCCUCUGCGUUAUUUCCCAAGCAGUGUCAGCAGCGCCCUCGUCAUCCCCUCCGCUCGGUUUAAAUGCUGAAAACCAAAGAGAUUUAUGUUCCCGCGCCCCCUCCCCCCAUCCCCGACCCGGAGCGGCCGUGUGUGCCGCUCCCGGCUAAUGCGGGCGGCACCGGCGAGGCGAGGUGGCCCCAGCGGCCAGGGCUCGCGCCGGGCAGCGGUGCGCGGCGCCAGCGGAUGGAGCCUCCUCGCGUCUUCCACGCGCUCGUUUUCUAUGUUUUUUGUAACGGAUGAAUAAACGCAGAGUAUGCUUGACACCGCCGUGCCGCCCUCUUGAUACAAACACGGGGGCUUUUUUAGAUUUAAUAAAAUGAUAAUGCAUGGCUCCUUUUGU